CAAUCACUUCUUACCCUUCCCCAACACACUGCAUCUGUCCUCUGCGUCCUUACCGGGUGACGACUUUUAGAUCCAAUCAGGGAAGGUACUGAUCUAAUUAUAUGCUCGGGAACAGAUUAAAAUAAGCUCUUUCUGGCUCUUGGAGCCGGACGUCGCCUCAUUCUAUCAAACUCGAGCAUCUCUCACGUCAUUACCAGCUAUCGCAGCCAUGUCGCUCCAGCAGCAGCUCAAGAGUUUCAACGCCAGCGUUACCGACUAUGCGAACCGUAUGCCCCAACAGAGACGGUUUGUCCACAACGGCUCGACAAGCACUUCUCAGGUACCAUCCUCCACCUCAACACCAACACCAGGUAGCGACGCACAGCGGAAGAGGCAGAAUGCAGAUAUCGUGUACUCGCAGCCUGCCAAUACCGGCACGGGCAAGGACAUCAUGACACAGGUGCUCUUUGCAGUUGAGCACUUGAAAUCUAAGGGCGUCCCGCUCAGGUAUUCCGAUAUAGUCUCAUACCUCUCUCUCCAGCACCGCUCAAGCGACGAAGGCUACCUUCAGGCACUACGGAGAAUUCUCACGCAGCACGAAAAAGUCUUGUAUGAUCCUAGUGGCGCGAACGGGGAGGGUACAUUCGCUUUUCGGCCUCCUCACAACAUCCGCACCGCGGAGCAACUCCUGCAGAAGCUACAGUCUCGGACUACCGCUGCCGGCAUGAGCGUCCGUGAGCUCCGGGAAGGCUGGCCCAACGUUGAAGAAACAAUCAACAGGCUGGAGAAAGAAGGAAAAUUGUUGGUCACUAGAAACAAGAAGGACGAUCAUGCGAAGAUGGUCUGGGCCAACGAUCCCUCGCUGGUGCAGCACUUUGAUGAUGAAUUCCGCCAGAUUUGGGCGAAGAUCAAAAUUCCAGACCAGCAGGCCGUCAAGGAAGAGCUGGAGAAAGCCGGUAUCACUCCAACAAACAAGAACAAGGUUGUCAAGGUACGCCCAAAGGUGGAGCAGAAAAAGGUCAAGAAACCUCGUCGCAGUGGAAAGACGACCAACACCCAUAUGAUGGGCGUUCUGAGAGAUUAUUCCCACCUCAAACGGUAAACAUGGCUUCCCACUGAGCAUCUUGUCUCUGGCUUCUCUAUUGAGCCGACCAUUCUUGACCAUAUUCUUUCCGCUCUCUAUUUCCGUUCAUGUCUCACGAAUGACAGUCCACCUGCAUCCAUCGGCGUUGUGCGGGGCUUUCCUCAAAAUCAUUUCAUGCUAUACAUUGCGGACGAUCUCAGUUGUGUUAUGCUUUGGACUGGCGUUUUACUAGUAAAAGAUAUCAAGAUAGAUACCCAUACCAAUCAAAUUUGCUUCUUG
This is a messenger RNA of Aspergillus novofumigatus IBT 16806, 1342 nucleotides long. Its product is annotated as transcription factor TFIIE subunit TFA2. Lineage: Eukaryota; Fungi; Ascomycota; Eurotiomycetes; Eurotiales; Aspergillaceae. The record is from RefSeq and is a predicted model, not a curated record. Bases 209 to 1081 code for a protein of 290 amino acids. Gene Ontology annotation, biological process: transcription initiation at RNA polymerase II promoter. The transcript has a single exon. Gene Ontology annotation, cellular component: transcription factor TFIIE complex.